This is a messenger RNA of Suillus plorans, 476 nucleotides long. RefSeq lists its product as uncharacterized. The coding region runs from base 139 to 384 and encodes 81 amino acids. The transcript has 7 exons. Lineage: Eukaryota; Fungi; Basidiomycota; Agaricomycetes; Boletales; Suillaceae. The record is from RefSeq and is a predicted model, not a curated record.
ACGUUGUAGUCCGCAUUAUUUUGCCUAGGUCAUCCAAUACCAGGAGCAAAUAUAAAGUCUAUUUUGGCGACAAAAGCGCUGAACUCAACGUCCAUAAAGUUCGCCACUCACUCAUAUACACCGUCCCUCGAACUCAUCAUGACGCUAAUCUCAAAUGAUCCCAGUUGGUGGCCGCUAAUUGUUUCGUUUCGUAAUUCAAGCUAUUUCGUAGUUGCCUCCUCUACUGCGAUGGUAUAUGAUUGGGCACUGACAUUCGGGAAAGAGAUUGAACUAGUCUGGAGGCCACGCUGGUCCCUCAUGACCUUUCUAUAUCUUUGGGUGCGCUGUGCUGGGAUACCAUAUAUUGUGUGGGUUUGCAAUACCAACAAGUGGAAACUGUACUAAUAAUAUGUGUUUCGAGAUCAGCCUGUCCAUGCUACGAGUUCUUCCGUCGGUCUCCACAACAGAUGAAGUGCGUGAUCUUACACUCAUCCCUG